Molecule: messenger RNA, 1269 nt
Organism: Capsaspora owczarzaki ATCC 30864
Lineage: Eukaryota; Filasterea; Ministeriida; Capsasporidae
Exons: 5
Coding region: 33-1028 (331 amino acids)
Source: RefSeq, a predicted model, not a curated record
CUUCAACAACAAACUCUAGCAACAAAAAAACCAUGCCGCUCGAGAGCAAGCAGCUGAGCAUCAACGCCGACAACAACGCUCCGAACGAGCCUCAAGCUCGAACCGACUCGCCGCAAAAGAAGCUGUGGGCCCGAAGCCUCAUUGGAGAGCUGUCUGCGAUUGACGACAAUGGGGCCAUGCCAGCCACUGACAACUCCUCCGCGCCAGCGAGUGCAGAUACCACAGAAUCACACGGCGACUUGACCGCGACCGACAGCACCACCAGCUACAACCUCGCCGAAGACCUCGCGACCAACAUUGCCCGUGCAAACAACUCAAAGUCUUCUUCUUCUCAUCCGCACCAGCGCGAGCUCCACUCAGACUCGCACUCGCAGCGCAGGGCGCGGCACUCACUGGAUGAGCAGCAGCGUUCGGCAGCGAUGAACUACGCAGAAACCAAGUCAACGCCGUCAUCGUCCGUCGACAAUUCGACCGACACUGCGACGCAGACACCUCCAUCAGGGAUUUUGAGCAGCACGUCGUCUGCCAUUGUCGUGGCGCUGGACGACUCGGCCGAAAGCCAGGCAGCGUUCGAGUACGUGCUCGACAAUCUGCUCGCUGAGAACGAUGUGCUGGUUUUGGUGCACGUCUACGAGCCGUUCUCCUUUGUGAACAUGGACGUCAACGAGAUGGGAUACGUGAGCUCGGAUAUCUUUGAUGCACUGUCGAAAGAGCACAAAGGCAUUGCCAAACGAGUGAUGCAACGCUAUGUUGCAGAGUGCAACCGACGCAACAUCAAGUGCCUCGUCAAGACGUGGGAAGGCGAGCCGAAGAGUGGCAUUUGCCAAAUCGCCGAACAAACCAGAGCAAAGUUCCUGGUGGUCGGAACGCAUCGCCGCAACGCUCUGAUGAGGUUGUUCAUUGGUUCGGUCAGUGACUAUGUCGUGCAUAACUGCAAGCGACCCGUCCUUGUCAUUCCAAGCAACAUAGAGACGCAACAGCAGUCUGCGCAGCAGUCUGCAGAGGUCCCUCGUCGAGAAUCCAUUUGAGCGGUGUCAGUUGCGCACCGACACGAACGUACGUCGCCGCGGACGAGAUCACUGUCGCCGUAAUUUUGUUGUUGCAUGACCAAGUUUUCGUGGAGAAAAAACAACAACAAAAAAACAAAAAAACGAACAUCCAAAACUCUGACCUGGGUCAGCUGGCCCUUUCCAAAGCGCGUUUGUGCACGACGCCUGUUGACCUUCAACUGAUGUGCUGGCACAAUAAAGUCUUGGACAGGAUGAGCCA